Messenger RNA from Cylindrotheca closterium, 219 nucleotides. Lineage: Eukaryota; Bacillariophyta; Bacillariophyceae; Bacillariales; Bacillariaceae. The record is from the annotation of a GenBank genome assembly.
AUGGUGGCUCUUUAUUUGUUCCUUUUGCGAGCUCAUUUACUUGAUGAAGACAGGCAGGAUUGGAGUACAGAGGUUGAUCCUGACAGUAUCAAGUUAUAUUCUGCAGCACCUUGCAGAGUUAGGGAAUCUGCCAUUUCUGGCCGCAUUCCAGUAUUGGCGCAAGACCAAGACCUUGGAACAUUUCAAUCAAGCUCUCUGGACAUUUGGAAAGCCAUUUGA